GCUCCACCUCGACGCUGUCAUUCUCGGCUGCGCCGGGGCCGGUGCAGACUGCGCUUUCUUCCCUCCUCUCUCCCUCCCUCCUCUCUCCCUCCCUCCUCUCGUCCUCCGCGGCCGGCCGGCAAGCUCAAGAUGUGACCAAGCUUGGGAGCGGGCUGGUGGCUCUGCGGCAGCGGCGCCUGUGCUUCUGUCUGGCCGCGUCCCCCGCGGAACCGCGAUUCGCUCGGAGCGGGAGACACGCACCAGGGACUCGGAGCGCGCCCUCCGGGCCCGGUGAAGCCGCCGCCGCCGCCGCCGCCGCCGCCGCCGCAGCCCCCGAGGCACCGCGGAGCUGAGGCGGCUGGUGCAGAGCCGGGCCACCGGCCGCGCGCAGCCGAGCGCGGUCCCCAAGAAGGCGCCUUGUCUGUUGCGUCCCAGCGAGUUGACUGCAGUUUCUGAAGUUGCAGGGAGCUGUGUGGAGGAGAGGCCAAGAAGGAAGAGAGAACUCUUACCACCACAUUUCAGAGGGAUGACAUUGCCAGAAUUGUGAAUAGUUAUUUGGACAAAGUUUUCUCCAAGGCAGACCACGGACGGACGCAGCCCUCACCCAGUGACACCAGCUCUGAAGGACUGAGCUACUUACCAACCCAGUGACACCUCCUUUUCCCACCAUGGGACCUUCUGGGAGCCUGCUCGGCAGUGAGCACAUGCAGCUUGUCCUUUUGGGAAGUUUGGCAGCUGCCACCACUUUCUUCCUCAUCACCUUCCUCAUCUUCCUGUGCUCCAGCUGUAACAGAGAAAAGAAGCCAAGACAGUACAGCGGAGACCAUGAGAACCUGAUGAACGUGCCUUCGGACAAGGAAGUGACCAGCCGUUCAGUGACCAGUCUGGCCACAGAUGUCCCUGCCAGCAGUGAGCAGAAUGGGGCACUCACCAAUGGGGAUAUUGUCUCAGAAGACAGCACUGUGACCUGCAUGCAACAUUAUGAGGAGGUCCAGACCUCAGCUUCCGACCUGUUGGACUCCCAGGACAGUACAGGGAAGCCCAAGUGUCACCAGAGCCGGGAACUACCCAGAAUUCCUCCUGACAGCACAGUGGGCACGAUGGCCAGUGUGAGGAGCAUGGAUGGGGACCCAGGGGUGGGGACAGAAGGGCCAUAUGAAGUGCUCAAGGACAGCUCAUCCCAGGAGAACAUGGUGGAGGACUGCUUGUAUGAAACCGUGAAGGAAAUCAAGGAAGUAGCUGCAGCUGACCCCGCGGGCAAAGGCCCCAGUGGGCAGUUCAAGGUGACCCCUGCUUUGAGGGAGCUCCCUGCCGAAGGCCGAGCCGACUUUGCUGAAUAUGCCUCUGUGGACAGGAACAAAAAGUGUCGACAAAGCGUGAAUGCAGACAAUGUUCUGGAACCUUCCCAUGAUCUAGAGGAGGAGGCCCCACCGCCCGUCCCCAUUAAACUUCUGGAUGAGAAUGAGAAUCUUCGAGAGAAGGAAGACAGAAAGGCAGGAGAAGAAAGCACCCCAGAAGAGACCAGUGACACCAACAAGAGAUUUAGUUCAUACAAGUCCCGCGAAGAAGACCCUACUCUCACAGAAGAAGAGAUCUCGGCCAUGUAUUCAUCUGUAAAUAAACCUGGACAACAUGGGAAUAAAUCAGGACAGUCACUUAAAGUAUCAGAGUCCAGCUUAGGAGCUGCUCAAAGGCCCCUGUCUUCCUGUAAUGAUCUCUAUGCAACUGUUAAAGACUUUGAGAAAACACCCAACAGCAUCAGCACACUCCCACCGGCCGGGAGACCCCAGGAGGAGCCCGAGCCUGACUACGAGGCAAUCCAGACUCUGAGCAGAGAGGAUGAAAAGGCCACCCUGGAGACCAGUGGUCGCCAUGGCCCCUUCCCAAAGGAGAAUGACUACGAGAGCAUUGGGGACUUGCAGCAAUGCAGAGAUGUCACCAGGCUCUAGAAGCUCAGAAGACAGUCCCUGACAGCCUAGGACCAGCUGGUCAGGGACAAGAAGACAAGGAGCAGCAUCCCUUCUACUUUACACUCUACUUUGGUGACUGAGGACAGUGAAGCUGUCCGGACAGUUCAUGAACAGGAAGGUGCACACCUGGCUGCCGGGCACUGCCACACCCAAGCACAUGUCCUCAUGUCCCCAUGUCCUCAGGACAGAUCCUGGCUAUCAGUGGAGGCACCACGACUCCACCCAGCUAAAUACUGCCAUUCCGAAGAGCCAGGUUUCCUUCCUUCCUUCUUUUGUUGCUGUCUGCUAUUUUUCCCCUUGAAAUCUCCCCAUUUCUACUGGUUCAUUCUGGGUAAAUUCACCCACAGGGCUUGGCCUUUGCCUUCAAUAUAGGUGUUUUCAGAUGGUAAGAAACCAUGGUUGCUGGUACUGGCAGAUCCCCCCUCAAGGGUCUUGAGUCUUCAUGCCUUCUGAUACAGACACUCCACAUCAGCAGCUUCUUCCAAAGGACUUGAAGUCAUUUUUAGAUGCUUUAUUUUAUUUUUCUAGUCAAAACAAUUUUCCUCCCAGUAUUUGAAACUUCAGAACCUUUGAAGUAUUUGUGGUGAACGCUGUGGUACUUCUGUACUUGUUUUAGCCCAGGGCCCACUCCUCCGAAACAGAGAGCCUUAAUGUCCAUGUUGGGACGCAGACAUCACGUCUGGGCAGCCCAUGAUGGCCGCCUCUGACGGGCUGUGGAUUAGACUGUGUUUCUGAUGAUCUGUGAGGCCACACCAGCAGCAUGAGUUCCAUAAGUUAAGUGCUGCCCUAUGGUAAUCUAGCUUAGAUUAAAAUAUAAACAUCUAUUUUUGUUAUAUAAAUUUAUAAGAUGUUUUAUGUUUAAUGCCUAAUUUCUAGAAAGCACCAGAAAAAAUGUAUAUUAACUACUUUGAUUUUAUGUACAAUGAUUUAUACUUUCAUUUUGAAAAGACACCACAAAGCACAUAAACUAGGUAGUUACAAGUAUUCAUUAUCAUUUUUCUAAGCAAGUGUUUAAAACAUUGAAGGUUUUUAAAGACUCAGACUUGUCAGACGGUACUUGGAGCUCUUGAUCAAAAUCAUCUAGCUCCCAGAGAAAUCAGUGGAAUAAUCAUAAAUGGUAGUUUUCACUGGUUUGUGAUGGGAAAUAUUGAAAAAUUUGAAGUGGUAAAAAUGGAAAGAACAAAAUAUAACUAAGGGUGACUGUGAAUUAUUCAUAAAGGUAAAACUCUUAAGGUUUGGUUACAUUUUGAAGAAAACAAUGAUGAAUUCUGUAGUCCAGUACUUGCAAAUGCAAAUCGUGUAUUGGAAUUUUUUUUCCCCUUCAUUUUACAAAAAUCAGUGUUUGUAGUAACUCAGAGUGAAUAUGAGCCUGGUUUGAAUUUAAUCAUCUCUUUAGAUUUUAUAAGGCCAACUUUGGGAAGGUUAUUCACUUUUCAUUUUAAAAGGAACCUGGUCAUUAUGCAGUAUGGGCUACAGCAAGGGAGCUGUCCUGCACUGUUACAGGGAAAACAGAGAGACGAGCAAUUAUUCUACACUGCUGGGACACCUGUGACUUUUCAGAUUGCAUCAUCUUGCUAUUGUCACUCAUUAUGACAAAGAAUGCAAUUGGGAGGGGGAAGCAUUUGAAAAGUGUAGGGACCAGCUCACUUACACUCAGCAAGGUGUUGUCCGUUCCUCGCAAUCACAGCUUGAUUUGUGACUGCUCUGUAAUACGUUUCUGACAUCAUAAAAUGAGCUCUCUUCAGGCAAACUAGUUGUCAUUUUUCAAUCAGCCUGGUCGCUCACUUCAGGACUCCAUGCACAUGAGCACAGUCACCAUUGAUUAGAAGAUAAUGGCAGAAUUCCCUUAGAUUAGGGAGUUAUCUGGAUGGUGCAAGACCCUUGCCCUCAGAAUUUACAUCCUACGUAAGCACUGUUUUGCCUGGUGCUUUUCGCUGCUUAGUAUUAAUGAGUUUGACCCAGCUGCCUCUGUGUCAUGGUGUUCUUUCAGUGUGUGGUGUUAGCCCUGUCCUGGGUCCUCCUAGCACUAUGCCUGCAGCAUCAUGUCCUUCAUGAGCACCUUGACUGCUCAAAACUUUAUUGUAUUUCAUGAUGUCUUAUUUAUUGCUAGGGAAGUGAGUAUCCUCUCUAAAGUGUAAAGCCAUCUAAAGACAGAAGCUCUUUAUAAAUAAUAAUGUCCUCUUGAAAUCCCAUUAUCAGAGUUUCCCCUCAGAAGUGUUGAAAUGCAGGUUGUGCAGUAUAGCCAGAAAAUUUUUAAAAAUCAGUUUUGACAUCCAACAUCUGUAUUAUACAUUCCAUUAUAAUAACUUAGGUUAGUGAAAUUAUACAAAAGGAUAAAAAUAAGCUUUAGGAAAUAUUUUUUUUAUCUUAUAAAUCAGAAUUAUAAACUUACCUUGCCUAAAAGAAGGAUCUUGGUCUUUGUUCAAAUAUUUUUAAAGCUUAGGAGAAUUUUUUCUGCUGCUUUUACUAUUUUCCAAAUAUAGUCAGCAGGAAAGUAUAAUCUGUUUCAUGUGAAAUGUUUGAGGAAAUUUUAAAUUUGAAAAAAAGUAAUUUUUGUAGAGUAAUUUUCAUUCCUGCCCUGCACUAAAUUACAUCAUUAGUUCUAGGAAAGCUUUUGAAGCUCUCCUUUUUGGGAAAAAGGCAAAUUACUGAUUUAUUUACCCUCAAAAUUCAAGCAUUAAUUCAAAUUGAGAGCUAAUUAACAGUAGGUAGGCAACAUCAGGAAAUAACACUUAACCUUGGCAUGUCACUGUCUUUGUUUCUCAUAUUGUAUCUUCAUUUUUCUAAUUAGAGCAUUUACUCACUUUAACCAAUAACAAAACUAUACACACACACACACACACACACACACAUGUGUAUGUAUAUGUAUAUAUACACACACAUGCACACACAUAUACACAUAGAUA
Messenger RNA from Pteronotus mesoamericanus, 4855 nucleotides. RefSeq names its product phosphoprotein membrane anchor with glycosphingolipid microdomains 1 (gene PAG1). The record is from RefSeq and is a predicted model, not a curated record. NCBI's taxonomy places the organism in Eukaryota, Metazoa, Chordata, Mammalia, Chiroptera, Mormoopidae. The transcript is spliced from 8 exons. Gene Ontology annotation, molecular function: SH2 domain binding. Gene Ontology annotation, cellular component: plasma membrane; membrane raft. Gene Ontology annotation, biological process: intracellular signal transduction; negative regulation of T cell activation. The coding region runs from base 648 to 1928 and encodes 426 amino acids.